Molecule: messenger RNA, 4239 nt
Organism: Adineta steineri
Lineage: Eukaryota; Metazoa; Rotifera; Eurotatoria; Adinetida; Adinetidae
Source: the annotation of a GenBank genome assembly
AUGGAUAUUUUAAUUCCAUAUCUUAAUCGUGAUGGUUUAUUACAAUAUAUCUCAACAUCUAUGUCAAAUAUAUUAAAUUAUCAAAAUGAUUUAACUAGACAAGAAAAAGAAAUUGACGAACUUAGUCGACUUUUAGAUGCUCUUCCAGUAGAUUUACAACUAAAUUCAAUUCCAAUUGCUUGUCAAUUAUUUGAUUAUUUUCUACAAAAUUCAUCAUCAAUUGUUCAUUAUCGUUUAUUAUCUUCAUGUUUAAAUUUAAUGAAAAUAGAAGAUCGUCUUCAACGUAUAAACAAUAUUCUUCUAACAAUACUUGAUAAUGAACAAACAGUUCAAUUACGUGAAAUUCUAUGCAAAUUACUCAAUACUAUUGAAAUAUCUUCAUCGAUUUUAUUAAAUUUUAAUUGGACACAAUUAGAAUCUGCAAUGAAUUAUCAACAUGAUUCAAAAUUUCUUCCCUAUAUAUGGCGUUUUCUUUCUAAACAUCAUCAAAAUGAUCUCGAACAAAUGCUUAUUCGUUCUUUAUCAACUAUAGAAAACAAUGAUGAAUUAUUUCUUUUAUUAUUAAUUGAAUUACGAUCAACAAAUAUCUUUGUAUCCAUACCAUCAUUUUGGUAUUUAAUACAACGUUCAUUAGGUGAUAAUAUAACAAAUAAUGAUCGUAAACGUAAAUGUGCUUUAUAUUUAUUUAAACAAAUAUUAACCAAUGAUGACUAUAAACAUGUUGAAAUAAAAGAAGAAAAAUCUAAUCGUUUAUUAAUUUUAAUUGAUGAUAAAACAAAACAAUUUUGGAUAGAUUUUAUUGUUCUUUACGAAGCAUUAGAUGAUGGUAUUGUUCAUUUGAUUAAACCACUUUUGACGAAAUUUGAUCGAAUUCAUAAAUCAUCUCUUGAAUACGAAUUAUCUUUGACAUGGUUAUUUAUUUUAUUACAACGUUUAUUCGCGAAUACAAGUGCUCCACUUGGACGUUGGUGUGUUCGAUGGUUUUUGAACUCAAUGAUAUUACCUGAUAGUCAAGUAGAGAAUUUUUUUCUCGAAACAGUUCUUGAUUGGACAUCAAAUAAUUUUAUUUUUCUCAAAGGUGAUGAAAUUAAUGAUUGUCAACCUAUGGAAAAGUAUUUAGAAUCUUAUCUCGAACGAUGGUUUUGUACUCUUGAAAAUUCAAAUUUAUCUUUAUUAACAUUAUUAUCACGUAUACAAACAGUUAAAUGGUCUCAAACAUCACAUGUACGUGUAUUAUAUUCAUUUCGUACAUUUGCUAUCAAUCAUCAUAAUCAAUCUUUAUUAAAUGAUGAACAUAUUAAAAUAUUUUCAUCAUUAAUAGUAACACAAUGUCAUACAUAUGCACCUGUUUUACGUCUAUCUGCAUAUUCAUCAAUACUCGAUAUUGUUACAAAUCUUUUUGAUUGGUCAUUAUGUACAACAUCAUUAAAUUUUCUACGAUUUUUAGCUUUUUUUGAUCGAUCAACAUUUUUAACAAAACAUUUCUCAAUUCUAUCAAAUCAUUUUUCAUUUAAUAUUCGACAGUUACAAAAUUUAAUUGAAGAAUUUCUUUCAUCAGAUUCAACAAAUACAUUUUCUGAUACACGAUUAUUUGCAUUUGAUAAUGAUCUAUUACAAACUCGUCAAAUUGUAUUCCUCCUUGAUCUCAUCGAUAUUCAUAAUACAGAUAUAUUAAAAAUGAUAUUUCAUCCAUUUAUUGAAAAUAUUCGAACAGCUUAUCAACGCCCAUAUAUGUCGAUAAAUAAUGUUCGAAGAUCAAUUGAACUUUUCAUGGGUUUAUUACAGGAAACUUAUUUUCAUUCGCCAAAUUUUAUUAAAGAUUGGAUUUCAUCAAAUAUUCGAUCAGUUGUACGAGAAGGUUUAAAUUUUAUUAAAAUAAAUUCUCUUAAACAACCAAUGAUGUUUAUGAAAUUACCAACUGUAUUUUUUAUGGUUGGAAAUCAUGGAGAUAUCAGUCGGUUUUUACAAGAAUUAAUUAGUCAAAUAGAAACAAUAGUACAACAACAGUCAGGAAAUAGUUGGCAACCUCUUUUAAUUCUAUUUGCUCAUUCUAUUGAUUGGUUAUUAACAAAUCGAUUAUCUGAUUUUAAUACUGAAUGGAAUACAACAUAUCGUAAUCUUCCAUUAUUUUCCAAACUUCUCCCAUUACUUGAUCAACAGAACAGCAAUAUAUCUCAUGCGGAUGUCUUAAUUGCUAAAUAUUUAUUAAUUGCUAAUAAUAUACCAUCAAUUGAGUUAUCGAAUAAUAUUAUUGAUGAUCUAUUCAAAGCAUCACCAAAAGAACUUCCACAUAUUUUUCGUGCUAUUGGUGUUGUACUUCGACAGGUUCAAACAACUAAUGAAGAUAGAUAUAAAUUAAUUGAAAGCUCAAUUAAUGUAUUUAAUGAAAUUGAUCAUCGAACGCCUGUUUAUUGGCCUUGCUUAACAAUGUUUUGUCAAGCUAUUUCAUCUUCUAUUACAGAUAUAACAGUAUCGAAUAUUUUAAGUGAAUGGUUUACACAUAUGUUUGAAAGAUCUAAACAUGUAUCAGGAAUUAUGAAUGUACUACUUGAAUCAAUAGUACCAAUAUGGUUACAUGAACGUCGAAUUCAAUCCAGUCAUUUAUUAAUUGUAGUUGAAUGUGUGAUUUUUGGACAAACUUAUCAAAAAGAUAAAAAACAACAAUGGCAAGCUGAACAACUUGUUGAACAGGAUGAAUCAGUUCGCUUAUUGAUUGCUCAAACUCAUAUAACACCUGAAUAUCGUUAUGAUCGAAACGUUCGUAUAUUAAUGCAAUUAUUUCUUCUUCAUAUGUGGCCGUUAUUACAUAAUGUUCAACAAAAUGAAAUUAUUAUGCAAAUUAUUGAAAAACAUCGUCUUUUAGCAUCAAAAGAACGUCGGCCACGAUUUUGUACGAAUUCUCUUGAACAUCGUAUUAUGUUUCGUGCACUUCAAUGUCUUCUUUGUUUAACAUCUAUUAUUCAAGAUUCGAGUCUUUUACAAAUAAUCUAUGAUUAUGUCGUGGAAACAUUAAUCCGAGAAAAUGAACCAUCACUUCGUUUACUUUCCGAAUGGAUUCUUGUUCGUUUAAUAUCACAAGAUCGAACAACACGUUUAAAUGAUUUAUAUGGAUAUUUACAAGAUGCUCAUCGAUACAGAACAGGAGCUGUUUGUGCCUGGAUUUCGAUAUCAUCACAUAUGACAAAUCUUUUAACAGAUCGAAUGGAUCAAAUUGAAUAUAUCAAUAAAAUCUUUGGAUAUAUUAGUCCAUUAUUAAUACAUUCAAAUUUUCAUAUUCGAACAUUUGCUUGUUCAACAAUGGUAAAAUUACUUGAAUUUAUUGAAUCUCAUAAUCUAGAAAAUGAAACACCGUAUGAAGCAUAUCGAUGUUUUAAACAAAAUGAUGAAAAAUCAGAACUUGCAAGAUAUAUAACAAAAUUACAAAGUUUAUUUCUUUAUCAAUUUGAUUCAAUACGAGAUUUUUCACUUGAAACUAUUUUUUAUACAUUACCGAAAUUAUCUUUAUUAGCUGAAGAUGAAUAUUUAUGGCCUGAAUGGUUUAUUGAAACAAGUCAAAAAUUACAUAUGACAUUUUCAAUAUCGGUUCAUAAUAUUUCAACUAUUUUACAAUCAUGUCAAGCUGGUAUAUGGAGAUUAACUGCUGCUGGAAAAAGUGAUAUAGGACCAAAUCAAGACGAAGAAAGUUCAUCAACAAUUCAACAUAAAGCAAAUCCAUAUCCAGUUGUUGAGUCACUUGAUGAUACGGAAUUAAGAGGAAGUAUUAAAAGAACACAAUUAAUUGUUGUUGCUUCACUUAUUGAUAAACAAACAAAUUUAGGUGGUUUAUGUCGAACCGGUGAAGUAUUUGGUGUAAAAGAAAUGGUCAUAGGAAGUAUUCGUAUAUUGGAAGAUCAACAAUUUCUUAAUUUAAGUAUGACUGCUCAUAAAUGGUUACGUAUAAAACAAGUACAAGAAAGAGAAUUAAAAGAUUAUUUAAUUGAUAUGCAAGCUCAGGGAUAUACAAUUGUUGCUGUUGAACAAACAGUAAAUAGUCAAAGUUUAUAUGAAUAUCAAUUUCCGGAGAAAACAUUACUUUUACUUGGAAAUGAACGUGAAGGAAUUCGAGCUGAUCUUUUAUCUUUAGUUGAUGUUACAGUUGAGAUUCCACAAGCCGGUGUUAUUCGUUCUUUAAACGUCCAUGUUAGUGGUGCGCUUUGCGUAUCUGAAUAUGCACGAAAGUAUCUUAAUUUUAUGAAAUGA